Molecule: messenger RNA, 1353 nt
Organism: Symbiodinium necroappetens
Lineage: Eukaryota; Dinophyceae; Suessiales; Symbiodiniaceae
Source: the annotation of a GenBank genome assembly
AUGGCGAUGUCGCCACGCUGCCUGGAGUCUUCUGCUCCGGUGCCACCACGUCGGGCCUUGCUCCUGCUGCCCAGAAGGCGUCCACCGUUAGAGGGUGCUGUUCUGGCGGCGAUCGUAGCGGCAGCUCCACCGCUUCUCCGAGCUCGGCAAUGUUUGACACAGACUUUCAAAUCAAAGAGAUGCAAGGAACUUCCGCUUGGGGCGGCCUGCCUGGUGCUGUCUUCGGGUUCGGGUCACGCAGAGGUCGGGAGAAGGCUGGGCCGCAUCCACGACAUCCUCCAGGAAGCGGAGCAACUGCUGGGAGGCUCGGAAGAGGCGGAGAUGGAGGCGCUCCAGCUCAGCCAGCACCUGAGGAGCUGCAGGGACGACCCCGGCCGACUGGGGCCCGGUGUGGGGCGCCUCAGUGCCUGGCUGAAAGAAAGUGCGUCGCAGGGUCGCCGCUUUCUGGGUGGAGACAGGCUGUCUUUGCGCAGCGACGUUGCCCUCGUCGGUGCACUGCUCACAUCUCGCUCCUGGUGUCGCCGCCUGGCUGGUGCUUCACUGCAGAAGCUGCAAGCUGCGAAACAGCCUUUGAAAGGGACUGACUUGGUCCUGCAAUGGAUGCUGACGGUCUUGAAUGAAGAGCCGUGCCAGCAGGCAUUGAAAGCGGCACGUGACUUGGAAACCUCUUGGCCCUCGUUGCACGACGAGGUCCUUCCCCCCGAGCUUUGCGACUUCCUCCGUUCCCUUGAAGUGCCAGAGCCGCUCUGCGCACAGGAGCUGCUCUCGGCCAAGGAGAGGGAAGAGCUGGAAGAGGAGCAGAGGCAGGCGGAGCUCGCCGGCAUUCCCCUCAUAAAGGCCGUGCAGCAUGGGGACGUUGAGGCAGUUCGCAGCCUCCUAGAAUCGGGUGUGAGUGUGGAUGCAAAGUUUCGGACCAAGCACCACGAAGUGCGGCUGGAGCACAUCGCCUGUGCAGUGGGCGUGUCUCGUCCUGCAUGUCGCCAACACGACGACGACCACCCUGCCAAGCUCAUAGCUCGAGACCUGAAUCUUCAACUCUUUCCGGAUCGGGAUCCCGGCAUGGAAGCAAAAGGCAUCGAGAUCUUGCGAUUGCUCGUCGAGUACCGAGGAUCGCUGGAGGCCUUGGACUCCGACGGCGGGACGCCGGCGUUUUAUGCGGCCAUGGCAGGAAAUGUGCGCUGCUUUGAGCACAUGCUGCAGGCAGGAGGUGAGAAGGUCUUUCACCACCAGGAUUAUUUGGACCGAUAUCCACUCUACUGGGCAACAUCAAACGACCAGCCGGCCGCGGUCCAGUGGUUAUUGCAGCACACUUGCUUGCCCGUGGUGCGAAUCUCAGUUGUGUGGGGUUUGUAA